UGGUUAUUUGUAUUUUUUAGCACGCGCCUACUAGCAAGGGGCAAAAUGGAUUACGUCAAUCAAUCCUACGCGUCUCCUUCCCAAUCGCCAUAGUGCUGAGACUUGGGGGCAAACAACAGUUUUUUAAGAGUUUUGGGUGUCUGUCGGCCCUUUUUAUUUCAGUUUUCUAUUUUGUUCGAUCUUUAUCACUCGACUCUCAUCACCAUCAAAGAUCACUACAAUCUUCUCACACAUCUUUACUCUGCUGAUUGUCCUAGGCUUCGAGAUGGAAGGCAGUAUAAAGAAUGAACUCUACUCUGACAUUUAUGAUAUGUCAAAUCUUCAAUCAAGUCUUCGGUCGACUACCAAUUCUGGAAACAAGGAUUCACAUGACAGCGAUUGGUGCGAGUUAUGGAGUGAUGACGGAGAUUUGUGUCAUGAUUCUACUGAUAAGUUAGAUAAAACAUCUGAAAUGGACAGGGAAUGGCAGAGGCGGCAUGACCAAUUCCAUACUAUUGGAUUCCGUGAUGGUCUUAUGGCUGGGAAAGAAGCUUCAGCACAAGAGGGGUUUAAUGUUGGUUUUAGGGACUCUGUAUAUGUUGGGUACAACUGGGGUCUUGUCAGAGGUAUCACUAGUGCUUUAGCCUCUCUUCCUGAUGGCUUAAAAGAAAGAAUGGUUGAUACAAAGGAAAUGCAGAAUAAGUUCCAGCACUUACAUGAGUCUGUGCGAUCUCGUUCAGCAGCGGAGAUGCUUAAGGUAUUCCAUGAUUAUCUGUCAAAGAAAUCAGAAGAGUGUGAUUUAAAUGAUAGCUCUAGCUCCUGCUUGGCGGAUUCCAAUGACCUCAGCUCUGAUGACAGUCUCUUUGAGAAUUACCAGAAAGAGCUACAAUCUCUCAUUGAUGAAUCAGGGCUCAAAUUACACUUAGAUACAAAGGACUAGUUCUUUUCUUGCUUUACUCACUGAAGUCACUUGUCACUUUUUUGAGAAGUGAUAGUGUUCAUCCCAAUCCAUGUAAAUUGCAUUCAGUAAAGAAAAGUUAGAUAGUAUACUUGAAUGCAUAGUUUGUACAUGGAAUAUUUCUAUUUUCCAACAUUGUAUGCAUGAUUUAAGUUUAAAAUGUGUGGUAUUGUUACA
Molecule: messenger RNA, 1114 nt
Organism: Lycium barbarum (goji berry)
Lineage: Eukaryota; Viridiplantae; Streptophyta; Magnoliopsida; Solanales; Solanaceae
Exons: 5
Coding region: 266-919 (217 amino acids)
Source: RefSeq, a predicted model, not a curated record